This is a messenger RNA of Strongylus vulgaris, 408 nucleotides long. The record is from the annotation of a GenBank genome assembly. Lineage: Eukaryota; Metazoa; Nematoda; Chromadorea; Rhabditida; Strongylidae.
AUGCAUAAUCAAUUGGUUUCCCGUUUUACUCCAUGUUACGCUUCCAGAUGUUUUGCUGAUUCACUUCUCAAAAUAAGUGGAGGGAUAGCAAUUGGCAUCGUCGCAAGUGUUGCGUUUUUCAAGGUGAAGGCGCAGCUACUGUCUGCAGAGUUUAGAAUAACUCUCCAACUUCAGAGUAGGUCUUGGCCUAUAUGGUUUGGAUCGGGAAUUGGAUUGGGCACAGGAUGGUCUAAUUGUCGUCACGACUUAGCGCGACCUUAUAUACUGCAUGGAAAGAAAGUGUUGGCUGACGAGGACACUCAAGUAAGUGACUCAGUUGUCGUUGUUGAGCCGUUAUUCCUUCCUUUUUGUUUAUGUUUUUUAGGGAAAUCCCGCGUACAGUAUUGUGGUGGAGAAGUAACAUCCUAA